Molecule: messenger RNA, 685 nt
Organism: Cornus florida
Lineage: Eukaryota; Viridiplantae; Streptophyta; Magnoliopsida; Cornales; Cornaceae
Product: glycine-rich protein 23-like
Exons: 1
Coding region: 51-500 (149 amino acids)
Source: RefSeq, a predicted model, not a curated record
CCUCACUUUUAGAGAGAGAGAGAGAGAGUUAGAGAGAGAGAGAGAAGGGGAUGGCAGCAAAGUUGUACGUAAUAUUUGUGCUCGCACAAGUACUGCUUGUGCAUGUCACUGCAAGGAAUGUGCCUACUACUACUACUACCACCAUGCCACCUAUUGAUCAUGACCAAAAGAGCACACAAAAUGUUCAUACGGCCACUGCACCUACUGGUGCUGGCCUAGAUGACCAGAAGAACUUCGUCACGUUCGGUGGCGUUGGCGCAAUUGGCGGAGUUGGUGGCUACGCUGGGGUUCUGCCGCUAGGUGGUAUUGGCGGUCUCGGUGGUGGAAGUGGACUCGGUGGUGUUGGUGGGCUUGGAGGGCUCGGUGGUGGAGGUGGAGUCGGUGGUGCUGGAGGGCUUGGAGGGGUCGGUGGUGGAAUUGGUGGUGUUGGCGGCAAAGGUGGUGGAAUUGGCGGGGUUGGUGGUGUUGGCGGUGGAGUUGGUGGUGGUUGUCUACCUUAGAUUAUUUUGAUGAUAUCUCAACUUUCUAUUGCUUUAGUGUUGGUUUUUAUAUUAGCUAGUCCAUGGUUCUAGCUAGUAUUUGUGGUUGUAGCUAUUAGUAGUAUGGUGGGAUGUGUUGUGUUGUGUUAUUUUUUAAGUUGAUUGUGUUUCUCUUUGAAUUUUGAAAUGUAUGCUCUUUUUAUGUA